This is a messenger RNA of Babesia microti strain RI, 570 nucleotides long. RefSeq lists its product as hypothetical. The coding region runs from base 1 to 570 and encodes 189 amino acids. The transcript is spliced from 2 exons. The record is from RefSeq and is a predicted model, not a curated record. Lineage: Eukaryota; Apicomplexa; Aconoidasida; Piroplasmida; Babesiidae.
AUGCACAGUAACCCAACUGACGAUUCCUGUGAUUGCAUCGGCUUAGGUGCGUUAAAAGCUAGCAACUGCAAUUGUACAGCCCAUAAAUUUAGCACCUUUCCCAAUAAGUCCCCGCCAGAUUCGCAAAGUUGUAGUAGCGAAUGUAUACUAGCGCCUGUAUACAUCAUCCAUACGCAUGACAUACAAAUAAUCUUUGGCGAAUCGCUAGACAAAGUUACUUAUACUCUUUACUGUCAGCCUAUCUGGGCCAUUUGCCUCCACGGCACGGUAAAAUCCCUUGACGCUUCCAGGGGUAUACUCGAGUUAGUAGACCAAAGCAACAAAUCCCUACAGAUUGAACUGGAUUUAGAGGAACUAUUCAUUGCUAGCAAACUUAGCGGGCUGAGGGUGGAAAGGAGGUCCUUAGUUAGCGUGGUUUGUCGUGUUUUGCAUGUCGUUGUUGGCCGCAACGCCUACAUUCGAUUUAAGGCGGAGAAGAUCAACGGCAUAACACGAGAUAGCCUACACAAGUGGGAUAGAAUAGUUAGUGAUUGGCGAAAUAGGAUAACUCAUAGUUGCACUACUAUAUAA